AGGAAAGUGAUUCCAAUGCAAAAUAUCUAUUCUAAUUUUUGUAAGGGUGUCCUUUUGCAUUUGGUUAUCAGGGAAACAUUAGAGAUAUAUUCUGAAGAUAUAAGGGAAGUUACAAUUUCUCUUGUGAAGUUCAUUACUAUGUCUUUGGGGCUUCAAGACACACAGAUAUCAGAAAGUUUCCGAGAAGGACUAUAUGAAAUAAGGAUGAAUUGCUACCCACCCUGUCCAGAGCCUGAAAGGGUACUUGGGAUUGUGCCCCAUGCUGACAAUUCCGGGAUCACUCUUUUGCUUGAUUGUGCUGAUUUUCCAGGGUUGCAGUUCCUCAAAGAUAAAAAAUGGGUCAAUGUUGAACCUAUAGAAGGGGCCAUUGUUGCAAACAUUGGCCAAAUUAUUGAGGUGAUGAGCAAUGGGAUAUACAAAGCACCUGAGCAUAGAGCUGUAGUAAAUAAGUUGAAGGGGAGGUUUUCAAUAGUGACAUUCUGCUAUCCAAGCCCUCACAUGGCUAUUGGACCUUCUGACAAGCUUAUAGGAGAAGGAAAUGCAGCUAUAUUCAAGAAAUUGACACAUGCAGAGUAUUUCAGCAAGUUUUUCAAUAGGGACCUUGAUGAAUUGUUUAUUGAUAGUCUGAGAGUAUGAUCAAUGAUGUGAUUUCUAUAGUGCUCUACCAACUGAGCUAUAUCGCCCCGAACCAAGUCAGUUUGCAUGUUUGCAGAUGCUGACUGAGAUUGCUCACAAGCCUCUAGAAUGAACUGAUUAUGUUUAUGAUACCAAACUCAUAACAGUAGGGCUACAGCCAGAUAGACUGUAGUUUUAGAGUUUUGUAGGCAUUCUGUACAUAUGUGCAUGGCAUUUGGAAGGAAUGAAGUCAAGGUGAAGGGCUACUUUACACGGUUUGGACACAUUUUAAGUGCACUGAUGGAUACACUGUUUGCUUUGGACUGAAUGAAAAGAUACUAUUAGCAUGGACUGAAUGAAAAAGUGUCAAUGUUUGCUUUAUGGUUCAACACGUUUUUCCAUCAAUGAAAUGGUCCUUAAAUUCAACAUAAUUCAUAUGUAAAAGAAUCAUGAAUCAAGAGCUUCUUGAUCUUGGUUAAAAUUCAUAUGGAUACUUGGUUGAUUUUUUAUAUUGACCAAGGUUGUUAUUUCUCGAUAUAUAUUGCAUUCAUUGAUUGCUUUC
Cajanus cajan (pigeon pea) is the source of this 1177-nucleotide messenger RNA. NCBI's taxonomy places the organism in Eukaryota, Viridiplantae, Streptophyta, Magnoliopsida, Fabales, Fabaceae. The record is from RefSeq and is a predicted model, not a curated record.